Messenger RNA from Manihot esculenta (cassava), 2293 nucleotides. RefSeq names its product altered inheritance rate of mitochondria protein 25. Gene Ontology annotation, molecular function: phospholipid scramblase activity. Gene Ontology annotation, biological process: plasma membrane phospholipid scrambling. The coding region runs from base 508 to 1791 and encodes 427 amino acids. The transcript has 12 exons. The record is from RefSeq and is a predicted model, not a curated record. Lineage: Eukaryota; Viridiplantae; Streptophyta; Magnoliopsida; Malpighiales; Euphorbiaceae. Gene Ontology annotation, cellular component: plasma membrane.
AAGGAGCCUCAUACAACCAAAACAAAACUUUUAUUAAACCAAGACAAGAAACGACAACAGGAAGAAAACGCAAACCCUCCUCAAUGUUUCCUUUACACUUUUGCUCUUCUUUCAUACCUUCUCCCUUCUCUCUCUUUGUUGGAGCUCUCUAUGCUAAUUUUGAUUCUAGCAUCUCCUUCAUUGAAAGUAGUUGCUGUAGUUGUUGGAGCCCUUUGUCAUCAGUACUCAGUAGAGCUGGAGUUGCGUACUUUAGGUAAGAAAACGUCGUAUAGAGAAAACGACUUGUCGUAGAAUCAUCUAAAAUGAAAAAUAAUAAUAAAAAAAAAACAAAACCCGUUGGCUGUUUUAAAAGCGGGCGAUGGUGACACCCACACCAGAUUUACGCCCAUCAAAAGAUUUUCCGAGAAGCCGAGAGAGGAAGAAGAGGGAGUACAGCACACACAGCUCAGAGAAAAAAGCAGUAAGCAUACUUCCUCUUGUUUCUUGCAUUGUUACGGUUGAUUUUAGAUGAGUUGGAUAAAGCGUUGUCGUUUUUUUGCCGAGGCUAACAAAUUCACACUCUCCGAUCAUGGGGUUUCCUGGUUUAGUAAGCAUCAAAAUGGUAUUCCUAGCAUUGGAAGGGCUCGAAGUCUCCAUUGUUUGCAGCUUCAGAGAGGAUGGUUACCGGCAGAAAACGAUGGUUUGUGGGCUGCAGAUGUGGAUUCUCUGCAAAGGCUGAUUUUAGGAAGUAAUAUGUUAGUCAAAUAUAGGCUAUCUCCUACAAGUUCCCUUUGGUUGAAACAGGGCAGAAUGAGUGCCUCUCGCGGAUAUGCACAUGGUCUGGAGAAUGAUCCUCACUUGAGUAGAGAUUUCCUUGCCCAGCUUUGGAUUGCAGAGAGGAAAUUGGAAAAAACUAGAAAGAAAAGUAGAAGGAAUGGCUGUUAUGGUAAUAUGCCACAUAAUCGGCACCGAUGGUUCUUAAAUCCAACUGGAAGACAAUUUUCGGAUGGAACUUGGACAGAAGAAAGAUCUUGUGACCAUGGUGAAACAGUCCUGAAGCAACCACCUCCUAGCCAAUCCGUCUCUGGUUUUCUGAAGCCAUCUUCUCCAGAGGAAGCCCUGGUUGCUCCUCUGCUUGCUAGGUCCAACUUGCUGAUUACUAGGGAUAUAGAGUGGGCGAAUCUAGUACUUGGUUUUGAGCAGGAAAACCGUUAUGCAGUAGUAGAUGUGUGCUACCCCCAGGCUCCUGUGGGUUUUAUUCGUGAGCAGAGUAAUGUAAUUGCUAGGCAGUUGCUUCGUCUAAGGCGCCCGUUUGUUGCUUACAUAACUGAUGCUAUGGGUAAUGAGCUGUUCAGGGUUCGGAGGCCAUUUUGGUGGAUAACCAGCUCAAUUUAUGCAGAGAUUGGUGGUAAAGAAGUUGGUGUGGUUCAUAGACGAUGGCAUCUAUGGAGAAGAAUAUAUGAUUUGUACCUUGGAAAUAAGCAAUUUGCUGUGGUUGAAAAUCCUGGACUUUGGAAUUGGACAUUUACGUUGAAGGAUAUUAAUGGGGAAGUUCUGGCUCAAAUAGAUCGUGACUGGAGGGGUUUUGGAUUUGAGAUCCUUACUGAUGCUGGUCAGUAUGUGAUACGAUUUGGUAGUUCUGAUCCCAGGUCCAAGAGUGGUCGCGCUGCAUCGAUUCAAGAUUUGGAAGUUGCCCGUCCUUUAACAUUAUCAGAGAGGGCUGUAGCUGUUGCUCUUGCCAUUUCUUUAGAUAAUGACUACUUCUCAAGACACAGCGGCUGGGGAAUCCCUUUUGUUGCUGUUGGCGAGUAGAUUCAUAUGAGUUUGCUGGACCAGCUGGAUCCCGUAAUGUUGCUUUCUUUUUUCCUACCCCUGAGGUCUUUAAGUUGUAAACUUCAGCAAGUUGUUCUACCAAGUUCUCAGCUACUGCUUUCUGUUCAUCUUGUAAUUACAGGUGGUUUUAAAGGAUGAUGCAACUUUCCUCUAACCCUGCUGCUAGCUAUCCUUCUUUCAUCAAUCUUUUCUCCUGCAGGACUAAGACAGGGACAUAAUUUUCUCAGGGAUGAUGUCUAUUUUGACACAAACCUCUUUCCCCCUUUCACCCCCUUUUUCUGUCUGCAAAAGACCUAAGGCCACCAUCCUUAAUGUUCAAUUUAUAUUCCUUGGGAAAAAUAUCAACCCAAAUGGAGAGGACUACUGGUAGAAAAUUAUGAGCUUGGGAGGAUUUCCUUUUUUUUUUUCUUCUUUUAAUAAAAAAGUUGGAUUUUGUGAUGUUAAAAUUCAGCUAACUAGUUCGAUUAGAAGUUUGUCUUUA